Messenger RNA from Myotis lucifugus (little brown bat), 2216 nucleotides. RefSeq names its product methylenetetrahydrofolate dehydrogenase (NADP+ dependent) 2 like (gene MTHFD2L). Gene Ontology annotation, biological process: tetrahydrofolate interconversion. The transcript is spliced from 8 exons. Gene Ontology annotation, molecular function: methylenetetrahydrofolate dehydrogenase (NAD+) activity; methylenetetrahydrofolate dehydrogenase (NADP+) activity; methenyltetrahydrofolate cyclohydrolase activity. The record is from RefSeq and is a predicted model, not a curated record. Lineage: Eukaryota; Metazoa; Chordata; Mammalia; Chiroptera; Vespertilionidae. Bases 146 to 1015 code for a protein of 289 amino acids. Gene Ontology annotation, cellular component: mitochondrion.
UUCCAGACUUACUGGGCUUCCAGUGAUGCGCCGCUGCCACUGCCGGUUUCCUGGCCAGAGAUGGUGUCUUUUUGUAUCUCCAUUGUUCAGCAUAAUACCUGGGAGACAGCAAUGACACGAUGCUAUUAUUAUCUCAGGAACUGAAAUGGCCAAACAAAUCCAGAAAGAAAUACAAGAGGGUGUGGAGUCCUGGAUUUCCCUUGGGAACAGAAGACCUCACCUCAGUAUCAUUUUAGUGGGAGAUAACCCAGCAAGCCACACCUACGUCAGGAAGAAGAUCCGAGCCGCCUCUGCUGUAGGUAUCUAUAGUGAGAUCAUUCUAAAGCCUAAGGAUGUUUCUCAAGAAGAGCUUUUGGAUAUAACUGAUCAAUUGAACAUGGACCCAAGAGUCAGUGGCAUAUUAGUUCAGUUGCCACUGCCAGAUCAUGUGGAUGAGCGAACAGUAUGCAAUGGAAUUGCCCCUGAAAAAGAUGUAGAUGGAUUUCAUAUUAUCAAUAUUGGAAGACUGUGCCUUGAUCAGCAUUCUCUCAUACCUGCCACUGCCAGUGCUGUUUGGGAAAUAAUCAAAAGAACAGGAAUUGAAACAUUUGGGAAAAAUGUGGUUGUGGCUGGAAGGUCCAAGAAUGUAGGGAUGCCCAUUGCCAUGCUUCUACACACUGAUGGAGACCAUGAACGACCAGGAGGUGAUGCAACAGUGACAAUAGCUCACAGAUAUACCCCCAAAGAACAACUGAAGAUCCAUACUCAGCUGGCAGAUAUUGUCAUAGUCGCUGCAGGUAUUCCAAAGUUGAUCACAUCUGAUAUGAUUAAAGAAGGUGCUGCUGUAAUUGAUGUGGGUAUCAACUAUGUCCACGACCCAGUGACAGAAAAGAUAAAAUUAGUUGGAGAUGUGGACUUUGAAGCUGUGAAGAAGAAGGCUGGCUUCAUCACUCCAGUUCCAGGAGGCGUGGGACCCAUGACGGUGGCCAUGCUUCUGAAGAACACCCUCCUGGCAGCUAAAAAAGUCAUUUAUUAGGUUGCAUGAAAGAACGAAGCAAGCUGAAAUCAUGCUAUUUAUUUACUCGACAAGGGGGAAAAUCCUUUCUAUUUUACUACAAAGCUAUUUAUUUCUACAUUGUAUUUAUUUUUUCAUGGAUGGAAUCACUGUGGAUCAGAGGAUUCACACAAUUGUAUGCAUUUCCUGCUAACAGAUUUUGAGUUUUAGGAGAAAAAAAACAAUAACUGGAAAUAUUGGUAACAUUUAUUUUAUGAAUAAUAUUUGUUCAUAAUGUUCAAACAAUAAAGGGCUCAUAAUAAAUAAUAUAUUUUGACACAAUUAAAUAUCACAUGCCAUAUGUUUUCAACAAAUGUUUUGUCAGCCAAAUGGACACCCAUGUAAAAUGUAAUUCAGGUUUUGCCAUAAGCUUGAUCAAUUUUUAAAUAUUUUAGUUCUAUAUCGUAUGCUAAAAAAGAACUAAGUUGCUAAAAGAAAGAUAAAAUAUAAAAAAUAAAAUAUUCAUCUUAUAUAUCUCCUAAAUGCAUCCUAUGAGGCAUCCUAAUAAAUAAUGUUUAAUCAAGGAAAGAGAAAUAUACAAAGAAAACAAAAAAUACAGUGCUGCUUGGGAAGGUAAUGAUUAUGUGAAAUGAUAAAUGACUACUUGUUAUAGUAAAAAUGUAAUAAGAAUGUAUUAGGCUUACAUGUAAUUUCUUUGUUGUUCUAGAAAAAUAUGUGGACAGUGCCUUCUUUGAGGAAUAAUAGAAAAUCCCAAAGCAAACAAAUGCACAAAACAAAACUAUGGUGGUCUUUCCCCACAAAGAUCAGGAAAAUAUGACAUACUAUGAGUGAAGCCUUCAUUAAAGAACAAAUUAUGUUUUUUCACAAAUGCAGAAAUCCAUUGGUAAAACACACAAACAGUGUGCCAAUGUUAAACAUUAGAAUAUGACUAAAAAUCUACUGUUUUCUUUCCCACAGUUCUACCCUCUUCUCUUAUAGCAUUUGGUUCUCAAAGUAGAUGCCAUGCUUCUAACACAAUUUAAAUUUAGGAAAUACAUGUGACUCUCAGUUGAAGGUAUCUUGAGACUGCUCUAACCACAUAAUUGUAUUGUUUUCAUACUCAAAUCCCAGUACAUUUAUGUACCAAUAAUUCUUACCCAAUGCAUGUUUUUAAUGAUGUGUAUACUUAUUAUUUAUGUGAGAAUAGAUUAGAUGUUUAUGAUUAAUAGUAUUUUAACUGUAU